CGCGCGGGCCGGGGGGGCGCGGGCGCCGCGCGGCGCCCGAGGCGAAAAAGUAGCUGUCAAAUGCGCGGCGCCUUUAACCGGCGCGAUCAGUGCGGCUCGGCGAGUCAUGGCGACCGCAGCCUCCAACCACUACAGCCUGCUCGCCUCCGGCUCCCCCAUGGUGCACGCCGAGCCGCCCGGCGGCAUGCAGCCCGGCGGCGGCUACCGCGACGCCGGCGCCCUGGUGCAGGCGGACUACGCGCUGCAGAGCAACGGGCACCCGCUGAGCCACGCUCACCAGUGGAUCGCGGCGCUGUCCCACGGCGGCCCCGGCGGUGGCGGCGGCGGCGGCGGCGGCGGGGGCGGCGGCGGCGGCGGCGGCGGCGAGGCGCCUUGGUCGGCGGGCGCGCUGGGCCAGCCCGACAUCAAGCCGGCGGUGGUGCAGGCGGGCGGGCGCGGCGACGAGCUGCCGCCGCCGCAGCAGCACCCGCCGCCGGGGCGGGCGCCGCACCUGGUGCACCACGGCGGCGGCGGCGGAGGGCACCACGCGGCGGCGGCGGCGGCGGCGGCGGCGGCGGCGGCGUGGCGGGCGGGCGGCGCGGCGCACCUGCCGCCCGGCAUGGCCGCGGCCAACGGCGCGCAGGCGGGGCUGCUCUACUCGCAGCCGCCCGGCUUCACCGUCAACGGGAUGCUGGGCGCCGGGCAGCCGGGGCUGCACCACCAUGGCCUGCGCGACGCCCACGAAGAGCCGCCGCCGGGGCCGCCGCACCACGGCCCCGAGCACCCGCCGCCGCCCCACGGCCCCCACCCCGGGGCGGCCGGGCCGGCACCGUCCGCCGCCGCCGCCGCGCCCCCCGGGCCGCCGCCGCACCACGACCCGCACUCCGACGAGGACACGCCGACCUCGGACGACCUGGAGCAGUUCGCCAAGCAGUUCAAGCAGCGGCGCAUCAAACUGGGAUUUACCCAAGCGGACGUGGGGCUGGCGCUGGGCACCCUCUACGGCAACGUCUUCUCGCAGACCACCAUCUGCCGCUUCGAGGCCCUGCAGCUCAGCUUCAAGAACAUGUGCAAGCUGAAGCCUUUGUUGAACAAGUGGUUGGAGGAGGCGGACUCCUCCUCGGGCAGCCCCACCAGCAUAGACAAGAUCGCGGCGCAGGGCCGCAAGCGGAAAAAGCGCACCUCCAUCGAGGUGAGCGUCAAGGGCGCGCUGGAGAGCCACUUCCUCAAGUGCCCCAAGCCCUCCGCCCAGGAGAUCACCUCGCUCGCGGACAGCCUACAGCUGGAGAAGGAGGUGGUGAGAGUGUGGUUUUGUAACAGGAGACAGAAAGAGAAGCGCAUGACUCCCCCGGGAGGGACGCUGCCGGGCGCCGAGGACGUGUACGGGGCCAGCAGGGACACGCCGCCGCACCACGGGGUGCAGACCCCCGUGCAGUGAACUCGCGGCGGGGGCGCCCGGCCCCUCCUCCUCCUCUCCUCCUCCUCCUCCUCCUCCUCCUCUCCUUCCCCAACUUUUGAUUGUCCUCCUUUU
Molecule: messenger RNA, 1510 nt
Organism: Corvus hawaiiensis (hawaiian crow)
Lineage: Eukaryota; Metazoa; Chordata; Aves; Passeriformes; Corvidae
Gene: POU3F2
Product: POU class 3 homeobox 2
Exons: 1
Coding region: 107-1417 (436 amino acids)
Biological process (GO): regulation of transcription by RNA polymerase II; brain development
Cellular component (GO): nucleus
Molecular function (GO): RNA polymerase II cis-regulatory region sequence-specific DNA binding; DNA-binding transcription factor activity, RNA polymerase II-specific
Source: RefSeq, a predicted model, not a curated record